AUGAUAAAUGAGAAGCCAGAACUGACUCCAGAGUUCGGGCGAAUUGUAAUCUACACCACCAGUUUUCGAGUGGUCAGGACUACAUUUGAGCGAUGUGAGCUGGUCCGAAAGAUCUUUCAGAACCACAGGGUGAAGUUCAUAGAGAAGAACAUCGCUUUAGACAGUGAAUAUGGGAAGGAACUGGAGACACGCUGCAAGCGAGUGGGUGAACCUCCCUCACUGCCUGUGGUCUUCAUUGAUGGACACUACCUAGGGGGUGCAGAGAAAAUACUUGCAAUGAAUGAAUUAGGGGAGUUUCAGGAUCUCCUCAACAAAAUAGAGAGGGUUCAGCACCCCAACACAUGCCAGACGUGUGGGGGAUUUGCCUUUGUCCCGUGCCCUAUGUGCCAUGGCAGCAAAAUGUCUGUGUUUCGCAACUGCUUCACCGACUCCUUCAAAGCCCUGAAGUGCACAGCGUGCAACGAGAACGGUCUCCAGCCCUGCUCCAGCUGUUCUCACUAAGGUCCUCUUCAAGUGCCUGCAAACCCCUUCCCAGCACCACCUCCACCCUCAUAAACCAUGUAUAAAACAAGAGACGCAGAAAGAACUGCUAUUUGUGAAUAAACCGCUUUUUUUAUUUAGAAAACUCAAUUACAUGUCUACAGAUGUAGUUUUUACCAUAUUUCUUAUUUGAUGAUGAUUAUUUAUUAUAGCAUUAGGCUUUUUGUCACAUGCCAACAGAUGUCUGGCAACAUUACGGACAGCAUGGACACUGUCUGUCACUGUAAAUAAAAAUAACAUUAAAGUUAAUUAACUAGUAGUUCAGAAGAGACAUAUCUUCCGAACCCUAUGAUCCCAGCAUGAGACAAAAUUCAAAGCAUUAUCUGAUAAACAUCAAAA
Molecule: messenger RNA, 879 nt
Organism: Sinocyclocheilus grahami
Lineage: Eukaryota; Metazoa; Chordata; Actinopteri; Cypriniformes; Cyprinidae
Product: glutaredoxin domain-containing cysteine-rich protein 1-like
Exons: 4
Coding region: 1-501 (166 amino acids)
Biological process (GO): sensory perception of sound
Source: RefSeq, a predicted model, not a curated record